AUGUCGUCGUCGCUGUCUGCAUCCACCCUGUUUGACCUGACCGGUAAAGUCGCCCUCGUCACCGGAGGCGGUACCGGACUGGGACUCACUGCCGCUCUGGCACUCGCGUCCAACGGCGCGACCGUGUACAUCAGCGGUCGACGCAAGGAGAAGCUCGACGAAGCGGUCAAGGAGUACAGUGGUAGUGUUGGGAGUGGUAAAUUGAUUGCUGUACAAGGCGAUGUAUCGUCAAAGAGCGACCUAGCGUCGAUCGCAUCUACGAUCUCCAGCUCGCAGCCCGCCCUGCACAUCCUCGUAAACAAUGCGGGUGUCGAAGGACCUAUGACCAAGUUCCCCGCCGACUCGCUCUCCACCCUGUCGGCUGCGGACCUCUCAUCCGCGCACCUCGCCUCGGAAAGCUUCGAAGACUGGGACCGCCUGUUCCGCAUCAACACGGCCUCGGUCUUCUUCUCCACCAUGACCUUCCUCCCGCUCCUGCACGCCUCGCACACCUCCACCUGGACAUCGAGCGUCAUCAACAUCACGAGCAUCUCGGGCAUCGUCAAGCUCAGCCAGUUCCACUACGCCUACAACGCCAGCAAGGCUGCCGCCAACCACCUGACGCAGAUGCUGUCGCACGAGCUGAGGUUCCGCAGCAAUUUGGGCGUCCGCGUCAACGCCAUCGCCCCGGGCCUGUUCAGCAGCGAGAUGACAAGCGGCGGGAAGAGCAACAAGGGAAAAACCAGCAGUGACGAUGUCAAGGGGCAUGAGAACCCCGCGGGCAGGGUCGGCAGUGAGGACGAGUAUGCACAGCUCGUCCUGCUGCUCGCCGGCAAUGGGUUCAUGACGGGACAGAUUGUCGCUGUGGAUGGUGGGUUUGUGACUGCUGUUGCUGCCAACCGUUGA
Molecule: messenger RNA, 885 nt
Organism: Sporisorium graminicola
Lineage: Eukaryota; Fungi; Basidiomycota; Ustilaginomycetes; Ustilaginales; Ustilaginaceae
Exons: 2
Coding region: 1-885 (294 amino acids)
Molecular function (GO): oxidoreductase activity
Source: RefSeq, a predicted model, not a curated record